Messenger RNA from Suillus paluster, 2039 nucleotides. RefSeq names its product guanine nucleotide binding protein, alpha subunit. Gene Ontology annotation, cellular component: heterotrimeric G-protein complex. The coding region runs from base 432 to 1901 and encodes 489 amino acids. Gene Ontology annotation, molecular function: G protein-coupled receptor binding; guanyl nucleotide binding; G-protein beta/gamma-subunit complex binding. Gene Ontology annotation, biological process: adenylate cyclase-modulating G protein-coupled receptor signaling pathway. The record is from RefSeq and is a predicted model, not a curated record. The transcript is spliced from 9 exons. NCBI's taxonomy places the organism in Eukaryota, Fungi, Basidiomycota, Agaricomycetes, Boletales, Suillaceae.
UACCCACGCAACAUACGCCCAAGGCGAACUAUUUGUGUUUCGCCGCCAUCAACCUUACUUGGCAGCAUGGGCAAGAUGUUUAUAACCCUGGUACAGUCCUGCAGGCUUGAAUAUAGCACUUUUACUACAACCGUAUGCUCGACACUGAAAUUUGAAGACCUUUCUUCGUUAGGAUGUCUAGAUGUUACAGAGAUAGAUAAUUCAUGCCACGUAAUCAGAAACAUGCUCUUUCAAUUUGAGCAACCCUUCAGGUUUUUGACAGGCUCUGUCAGGACUCUGCAACCACGGGUCAUUUGGGCUUGUGAACAUCUAUCUGCCGUACGGCGUCUAUAUUGGUGUUUUUGGUCGUCUCUCCUUCAGCGGAGUGACAAUUCGUCCUCUUUUCUCAUCUGUUGUAAUCUCUUCUCUGUUUUAUCCCCUGAUUCGCGAGGAUGCGCAUAUCUGUGGAUGACCCCCUUGCACUUGCAAUCGCACCUCCCCAAGAUGAAACACCAGAAGAGAAAGAGACACGCGAGCAGGCUGAGAUCGAAGCUCGUCGAAUUAGUGAGGCUAUCGACGAGCAAAUCCGCCAGGAACGAAGCGCAUUGAAGAAGAAGAAGAAACCUGUCAAAGUACUUCUACUCGGACAGAGUGAGAGCGGAAAGUCUGCUACGCUCAAAAAUUUCCAAUUGCAGCACGCACGACGCGAGUGGGCGGAAGAGCGAGCUUCAUGGCGGGCAGUUAUUUAUUUGAACCUCCUUCGCAACAUCAUAAGGGUCCUGGAUAUCCUCAGUCGGGAAAUGACCCUAGCCGAAGCCGAAAAACGCCCAGGGUCUACAACAGCAGAGUAUAGCAGCGACUCUGAGGACGAAACAGUCGACCAUGGGUCGGCUUAUCGUUUCUCAGAUAAACACCGUUUCAUGCAACGGCGUCUCGGUCCUUUGCGCAGCAUUCAGAGUGACCUCGAGAGCAAGCUCGGUCCUGAAUCGCAAGAAGUUCGAUCAACAACUUCCAAGUCCGCAACACCGUUUGAUUCCGCGGGCUCGCAACCACUACCAAAACGCCCGUCAAGAGAUUUCGGUAUCAAUUCAACAAAUGGAUGGAAAUCUGCCUUGGAAAAGCUUCGCCCAUCGAUGAUGACCAGUCCCCGUCUUCAUAGACGAAGCGAUACCGACCACAACGAGAUUACCGAUGUGCUCGUUGCGUCCAAGGAAACCAUGGUAGAUUUGUGGCAGGACCCUGUUGUCCAGCAAGUUCUGUCUCAUCGUAAAACAAAGAUCGAAGACUCUCCGGGCUUCUUUUUGAACGACAUCGACCGCAUCGUAUCAUAUGACUAUGAACCUAGUGACGACGACAUUGUUCGUGCGCGCCUACGAACGGUUGGCGUCCAAGAACAUAAGGUCGUGAUGGACGAAGGCAACGGUAAAGAGUGGCUAUUGUAUGAUGUUGGCGGAACGAGGUCUUCGCGUCCAGCAUGGGCGUCGUAUUUUGACGACGUCGAUGCUAUCAUUUUCCUUUGUCCGAUCUCUUGCUUUGACGAGCAGCUCCGUGAAGAUCGUCGGAUAAACCGCCUAGAAGACAGCUAUCUCUUAUGGAAAUCAGUCUGCUCGUCUCGUAUUCUAGCCAAGACCGAGAUCAUUCUCUUUCUUAACAAGUGCGACAUCCUACACAAUAAAAUCAAGCGAGGGUUGCGUAUAAAGGAUCACAUCCCAAGUUACGGCAGCCGGAAAAACGACACCAUCACAGUGAUGAGGUACUUCCAACAACAUUUCAAGGAAAUUUCUAAACAGUCUUCCCCGGAGCCACGGCCAUUCUUUAUUCAUUUCACAUCGGUAAUCGAUACAAAGGCAACCGCGGCUACAUUAAGCGUAGUCGAAGAAAGUAUCCUUCGUACGCAUUUACGGAAUGCGGAUCUUCUGUGAUGUUACUGUAUUAUUAUACUAAUCAUUGCUAUCGAAUCUUGAUGUGUUGUACCACCACCUUACUAAUGUAUCUACGUCGAUGUGAUCCAUAUGUUUGCAAAUUCACAAACCUAUAAAUAGAUCCUGUGCAGAUCGGAA